CACGUGGACAUGAUAACCAGCGGUGGUCGCUGACGACGAGACCUUUUUUUAUUAUCUCUCUUUAUUUCAUUUUUAGACAAUGUGAUAUCUUUUUUUUUCACACAGCGAAAUUUAAAGCGAUCGAGCCAGAGGAGCGAACAACGGCUCGGUGUAUUGGUCCAGAGCUGCGCCGCGUCGGCCUCUGACGCAGCCGCAGCACCUAUCCGCGAGGGAGACACUGGCACCUGACGACGCGCCGGUCUCCCCCAUCACGACCACCACUUUGGCUCUGCAGUGCUGCAGUUCAUGGAAGCUGAGCCUGUGCAUCCAGUCGUGGUCAUGCUGCCCCCGAAGACUUGCCUGCCGAGGAACUACAGCUGCAUAGCCGGACUGUUCGGGAGCCUGGCGGCGGCGAACACGCGGCUUGACGAUGGGGACGAUUUUGAUAUGAUUAACAGCACUUGUGAAAUCACCGAGUGCCCCGUGGUGGAGGAGAGACCCCGGGGCAGAGAGAUCUUCCUGAAGCCGCCACAGAGUCCAAAUCUGCGUCGGAGGUGCAAGUCGCUGCCAACACCAACAGAGCGAACAAAGUUAGAGAUAUCCCGAACCAGAAGUCCAAACAGUCAGAAAAAGGUCCGGUUCGCCGACUCUCUGGGCCUGGAGCUCAUUUCAGUGAAGCACUUCGAUGAUGCCGAUGAGCCCGAGGUGCCGGAGCGCAUAUUGGCCAAACUACACAAAGGACACCUCCACCUGAAUCAUUUGGACACAACGUUCCCGCGAGCCCCAGCGCAGUCUGUCUUGAUGGAGCUGCAGUUCACCAACCCGGGCACGGUGCCCGGCUUCGAGCAGAAAGUGAGGGAGGUGAAAGUCAUGUUGGAGACAGUGAAGGUGGACGAAUUCUGCCUCUCCGGGUUUGUGCGUGUGUUGAAUCUGGCUUUCGAAAAGAGUGUUUCUUUGCGCUAUUCUCUGAACAACUGGAUCACGUUCAUGGACAGUCUGGCGUCCUAUGUUCCUGACUCAAGUGCCGGUGGCACUGAUAAGUUCUGUUUCAAGAUAGUCAUGCCCACUUACCUCGACGACGGAGGCACAUUUCAGUUUGCAAUUAAAUACUGUGUCGGAGGGAAAGAGUUCUGGGACAAUAAUAAGGGGAAUAACUACAAAGUGCGGCGCAACCCGUUCAAGAUGUCCCCCCCGCGGGAAUGGGAGAAUGGAUGGAUUCACUUUAUCUGAGCUUCGUGGUGCUUGUCAUCUGCAGUCACACGCUCCGUGCGUAAUUUGCGCGUUCAUGAUUCCCGGGUAUCUAAUGUGUGUAUUUUAAUUUUCUGACAUUGCCAGCUACACACAAAGCUGUGACAGUGAAAGUAAUGUUGCCAUAUUAAUUCAAAUAUUUGCACCGCUGUUGUAAUAUAUUGAGGGUAGAAGAUUGCAGUGGGUGCCAUGGAGAGGGAUCCUGUCGGAUAAUUUGCCUCGAUGUCAGGGAUACUCGGUAGAGCUUGGUGCCCAUUGGGAGGGCACGGUUACGUUAUGUAAUGUAGAAUCACGUGACAUGGGAAACGUGCCGACCAAUGACGACUUUGGGCAUCGCUGUUCCUGUCAGGAGAUGCUGUUCAAUGAUUUGGUGGGACGGAGAUGUUUAAUUUAUCAGUUUGUUUUGCAUGCGUGCAAAUAUAUUGUCUUGAAGGGAAGCAAAGAACAUCUAUAGGCUGAUAUGGAUCUCAAGGGAACCCAGUAAGUAGCAUAUUCAUAAUAGUCUCCUGCAGGCUGGGAGAAAAAUACAGACAUUGUCUUAAUCAGUUGACGGACAGAAAUAUUUGGCAGGUUAUUUUAUAUUUAAAAAGUAAAUAAAUAUGUAAAUAAUUCCCACUUGCCAUUGCAAUGCCUUAUUUAAAGCCUUGAUGUGGACGGUUGUGAGGUGAAUAUUUUGAAUACAGUUUGUUCUUCAUUAGGCUUGACUAGACUAAAUGCAUUUGAUGGCUAUCAUCCUAAAAGUUUAAAAAUAAAGCAUACGCGCAUUAUGAAUUAGUGUCUCUACACUUGUAGGUUUUUGAUCCAGAGACACAAACGUUUAAAAAUAAACCAGCCAUAUGCAUUUGCACCUAUUCAACACAUAUUGUAUAUGUAUUUGCUGAAUUAUUGCAAAACAAAUAUUGUAAUACCUUACCAAAUUCAAAAGUCAAGGGUCCCCAACCAAAGGUCAAAGGCAAUGAAAACGUUUUCUCGAGGAAAAACAAAAGCUUAUUUAUAACUGCAUCAUUCAUCAAAUCAUAAAGUUUCUAACGCAUGGGCUUCCACACUCUCAUAUGCACUGUGAUAGGAAGCAACCUUGAGCAGGUUGCUGUGCCACCAAGGAAAAUACAUCUAUGUUUGACAGGUUCAAUUUACCUCAGAUUACGUGCAGACCCUUUCUCUUCUUCUUCAGGUUGAUUAUUAUGAAACAGAUUUUAUUUUCACAGUAGUUAUUUUCUAACAGAUACAUUUAAAACACAAUGUGUAUUCUCAUUUCUAGUGCAUUGUGUAACUGUUUUUCAUGCAGUGUUUUUGACAAAGUAGCUCUUACACAGAUGAAUGUGUUAAAAGUAUGAUCAUAUCCUCAGUUCCACUGUGCAUGAAUUGUGCUUCUUCUGACACCUGA
Messenger RNA from Pseudoliparis swirei, 2611 nucleotides. Its product is annotated as protein phosphatase 1 regulatory subunit 3E. The transcript has a single exon. Gene Ontology annotation, molecular function: protein phosphatase 1 binding; glycogen binding. Gene Ontology annotation, biological process: regulation of glycogen biosynthetic process. Gene Ontology annotation, cellular component: protein phosphatase type 1 complex. The coding region runs from base 286 to 1209 and encodes 307 amino acids. Lineage: Eukaryota; Metazoa; Chordata; Actinopteri; Perciformes; Liparidae. The record is from RefSeq and is a predicted model, not a curated record.